This is a messenger RNA of Lepus europaeus (European hare), 1354 nucleotides long. It is a transcript of the gene BRMS1, whose product is annotated as BRMS1 transcriptional repressor and anoikis regulator. Gene Ontology annotation, biological process: negative regulation of transcription by RNA polymerase II. The record is from RefSeq and is a predicted model, not a curated record. NCBI's taxonomy places the organism in Eukaryota, Metazoa, Chordata, Mammalia, Lagomorpha, Leporidae. Gene Ontology annotation, cellular component: Sin3-type complex. Gene Ontology annotation, molecular function: histone deacetylase binding. The coding region runs from base 115 to 855 and encodes 246 amino acids. The transcript is spliced from 10 exons.
AGGGCCUGCAUAGAGUUUCCGGAAGCCCGGCCGCGGGGUCCAGCGCCGGCGGCCCGUGACUCGGACGCAGGGAGACUCGGACGUGAGGCCGGAGGCCCCACUGCCCGCGCCCAGAUGCCCGUCCAGCCGCCCGGCAAAGACCCGGAAGAGAUGGAAGCGGAGGGCGACUCGGCUGCCGAGAUGAACGGGGAGGAGGAAGAGAGCGAGGAGGAGCGGAGCGGCAGCCAGACCGAGUCGGAGGAGGAGAGCUCAGAGAUGGACGACGAAGACUACGAGCGGCGCCGCAGCGAGUGCGUCAGCGAGAUGCUGGACCUGGAGAAGCAGUUCUCGCAGCUGAAGGACAAGUUGUUCAGGGAGCGGCUGACUCAGCUGCGCCUGCGGCUGGAGGAAGUGGGGGCUGAGACGGCCCCCGAGUACAUGGAGCCCCUCGGGGGGCUGCAGCGGAGCCUGAAGAUCCGCAUUCAGGUGGCAGGCAUCUACAAGGGUUUCUGUCUGGACGUGAUCAGGAACAAGUACGAGUGUGAGCUGCAGGGUGCCAGACAGCACCUGGAGAGCGAGAAGCUGCUGCUCUACGACACGCUGCACGGGGAGCUGCAGGAGCGGAUCCAGAGGCUGGAGGAGGACCGCCAGAGCCUGGACCUCAGCUCCGAGUGGUGGGAUGACAAACUCCACGCCAGAGGCAGCGCGAAGACCUGGGACGCGGUGCCACCCAGCAAGAGGAAGAAGGCACCUCUGGUUUCCGGCCCCUACAUCGUGUACAUGCUGCAGGAGGUCGACAUCCUGGAGGACUGGACGGCCAUCAAGAAGGCGCGGGCAGCUGUGUCCCCUCAGAAGAGGAAAGCAGAUGGGCCGUGACCCUGCUGCCCCCAGCCAGGGGGUCCCCGGAGCAGCUGGCACUGAACGCAGGCCUCGCGUAUUCUUGCUGUGGCCAGACAGACAGACAAGCCCCCCGGGUGGCCGCAGCACCGCCAGGUCGUCCCCCUCAGCCUGCACUGGUCUGCCUCCCUGCACCUCGGGGCCUGCACAGCUGUGGCCCGAGAGCUGACCAGCCAGGCAAGACUGUCACCUCCGCCCCUGGCCAGCGCCCCUCACCACGAAGAAGGACCUUGACUUAAGCCAAAGCAGCAUCCUGCCCGCCCCUCGGGCCCUGGCUCUCCACAGCCUCUGGGCCACGGCAGCGGGCCCCACUGUGCGGGAACUCUGAGCCAGGUGUCCUGUGCGCCCACCUGGCCGGAGCUGGAGGUCAGACACCAGGCUCCCUGGUUCUCAGGUGGUUCUUGGUGUUUGCCUCCCCCUCGCCAGGACUGGAAUUAAAACCUCUCCUAGGGCUCUGGUGUGUCCUGUGUGUGUCUGA